Molecule: messenger RNA, 1015 nt
Organism: Elaeis guineensis (African oil palm)
Lineage: Eukaryota; Viridiplantae; Streptophyta; Magnoliopsida; Arecales; Arecaceae
Product: frataxin, mitochondrial
Biological process (GO): iron incorporation into metallo-sulfur cluster; intracellular iron ion homeostasis
Cellular component (GO): mitochondrion
Molecular function (GO): ferrous iron binding; 2 iron, 2 sulfur cluster binding; iron chaperone activity
Source: RefSeq, a predicted model, not a curated record
GAGAUCCCAUGCCUGAUAUCCCGUUGCGGUAGUCGCUCUUUCCUCUUCUCUCGAACACUCUCGCAGCGGUUCAUGGCGUCUCCCUUCUCUCGAAGGCUGCUCCUCCGACGCCUAUUAACAACAGCACGAUCUCGGUCUCACUCUCUUCUCUUGUCCUCCUCCUCCAAUUGCCCUCGCCGAUGCUCUCCUCUUCUCGAAACUUCCGUAGCUCUCAAUCUCGGCCGCGAUGACGGUUUCCUCUUCCCCUCGAGGGCUACCAUGCCUCUCAGAUUGCCAUCCGUUUCUAGGGUUUUCUUCUCGACUCGAACCUCGGAGCUUGACGAAGCGCAGGGACCGGCUGUCAUAGAUUAUCGGUCUCUUCUGUCAGAGGAUGAGUUUCAUAGGUUGGCAGAUGCUACGAUACAUGAUUUGCAAGAAAAAUUUGAGGAGUAUGGUGAUUCUGUCCAAAUAGAUGGUUAUGAUAUAGACUAUGGGAAUCAGGUUUUGACAUUGAAGCUUGGAUGUUUGGGCACAUAUGUCAUAAACAAGCAAACACCAAACAGACAAAUCUGGUUGUCUUCACCAGUAAGUGGCCCAGCAAGGUUUGAUUGGGAUGUGGCAACUAAUUCGUGGAUGUAUAGGCGGACAAAAGUGAAUCUUUUGCAGGUGCUAGAAGAAGAAUUGGAGCAGCUAUGUGGUAAACCCAUUGAUCUUUCUUGACUCGACGAUAUUUACUCUGAAGACGGAGCAUAAAUGCAAUCGACUUUUCUUGCAGUAGACGGGAGCUUGUAAAACAUAAAAAGGCCUCAACCUUUUUGAGUUGAGCAAUUUUAUUUUUAAGGUUCAACUUGUCAGUCGAGUAUAUAUUGACAUGGUCAGCCGUCUGCAUCGUUAUCAUUUGGCAGCAAACAAGUUGUUAGCUAUCAUACUUGGGAGUAGGAAGCUAUUGUGCAGCAGUACUUUAAAUGAGGAUGUGAAAACUAAUUCUGGAUUUUUGUUCAUCCAAUGCUCUAAGGUCCAACUAGCUUGAUAUUGA